Messenger RNA from Loxodonta africana (African savanna elephant), 15335 nucleotides. It is a transcript of the gene PTPN13, whose product is annotated as protein tyrosine phosphatase non-receptor type 13. Gene Ontology annotation, biological process: peptidyl-tyrosine dephosphorylation. The record is from RefSeq and is a predicted model, not a curated record. The coding region runs from base 594 to 8123 and encodes 2509 amino acids. The transcript is spliced from 50 exons. Gene Ontology annotation, molecular function: phosphatidylinositol 3-kinase regulatory subunit binding; protein tyrosine phosphatase activity. Gene Ontology annotation, cellular component: nucleus; cytoplasm; cytoskeleton. Lineage: Eukaryota; Metazoa; Chordata; Mammalia; Proboscidea; Elephantidae.
GACCGCGGUGCUCGCGAGCUACGCUCCCUGGCUCUCCGGUCCGCCUCAGCCGCCUCGGCAGCGCUCAAAGCCGGCUGCAGGAGUUGAGCCGCACCGUCGGAGGAGGUUUUGGCGAAGCUGUUGGAGGGGUGCCGACGACAGUGAGGCGGAGAGGGUGCACGAAGGCUCGUGGGUUAAGAGCCCGUGGGGUUCGCCGGCGGAGGGACGUUUCCGAGGCUUGGAGGAGGAGGGGGAGAUGCUGCUCCUCUUCUCCCCCUCCUCAGGCUCCUUCUGCAGCUCCCUCAGCCCACGCCCGCGGCCGCUUUGGGGAGAAUUGGUUGUGGCUCUCCGCGCCCGCGGCGGCUGCCCGCAGCCCGCCCAAACGCCGAGUCCUCGCAGCCCUCGCCCCGCGCUCUAGUAGCUGGACCUGGUCUCACGACGAGCGGGUAGAAAUUCCAUUGGAUUGCUAGUAACAGAGGCCCAAACCAACAGUGGCCUAAAGAAGUUUAGAUUUCUGAAGCCCUAGCAAUCUGCAGUCACCCUUCCAAAAAACCAAACCUGUCGCUGUCAAGUUGAUUCCAACUCAUGGCGACAGAAUUCCACAAACAGGUAAUAUGCAUGUGUCACUAGCUGAGGCCCUGGAGGUUCGGGGUGGACCACUGCAGGAAGAAGAAAUAUGGGCUGUGUUGAAUCAAAGUGCUGAGAGUCUACAAGAAUUAUUCAGAAAAGUGAGCAUAGCUGAUCCUGCUGCCCUUGGCUUUAUUAUUUCUCCGUGGUCUCUGCUGUUGCUGCCAUCUGGUAGUGUGUCAUUUACAGAUGAAAAUAUUUCCAAUCAAGAUCUUCGAGCAUUCACUGCACCAGAGGUUCUUCAAAAUCAAUCACUAACUUCUCUCUCAGAUGUUGAAAAGAUCCAUAUUUAUUCUCUUGGAAUGACAUUGUAUUGGGGGGCUGAUCAUGAAGUACCUCAGAGCCAACCUAUCAAGCUUGGAGAUCAUCUCAACAGCAUAUUGCUUGGAAUGUGUGAGGAUGUUAUCUACGCUCGGGUUUCUGUUCGGACUGUCCUGGAUGCUUGCAGUGCUCACAUUAGGAAUAGCAAUUGUGCACCUUCAUUUUCUUAUGUGAAGCAGUUGGUGAAACUGGUUCUGGGAAAUCUAUCUGGGACGGAUCAGCUUUCCCGUAACAGUGAACAAAAGCCUGAUCGAAGCCAGGCUAUUCGAGACCGAUUGAGAGGAAAAGGAUUACCAACAGGAAGAAGCUCUACUUCUGAUGUACUAGACAUACACAAGCCUCCAUUCUCUCAUCAGACUUUUCUUAACAAAGGGCUUAGUAAAUCUAUGGGAUUUCUGUCCAUCAGAGACACACAAGAUGAGGAAGAUUAUUUCAAGGACAUUUCAUCACAUAAUAAUUCUGGACACGAAGAUUCUGAAAAUACCUGUUCCCCUUACCAGUUUAAAACUAGUACAGAAAAAAAAGUUACCUCAAGCAUUGGUGUACUUCCCAAGAAGAAGAUUUGGGCUUCAUCCACGGACCUGCUUUGCACAACUGACAGAGAUUCACUUUCUGGAGAGACUGGCAGAUACCAGCGCUGUCCGUCUGAGGCAGUAACAGUGCGGACUUCAACUGCUCCUAGAAAAAAGGAGGCAAGAUACUCAGAUGGAAGCAUAGCCUUGGAUAUCUUCGGCCCUCAGAAAAUGGAUCCAAUGUACCACACACGAGAAUUGCCCACCUCUUUAGCAAUAUCAAGUGCUUUGGACCGAAUCCGAGAGAGGCAGAAGAAACUUCAGGUUCUGAGAAAAGCCAUGAAUGUAGAAGAACCAAUUCGAAGACAUAAAACUUACCACAGUGAUAUCUUUAGCAUCUCCAGUGAAAGUCCAUCUAUUAUUUCCUCUGAAUCAGAUUUCAGACAAGUGCGAAGAAGUGAAGCUUCAAAGAAAUUUGAAUCCAGUAGUGAUCUCCCAGGGGUAGAUGAAACCCCAAAUCAAGGCCAGUCACAAAGACCAAGCAGACAAUAUGAAACACCCCUAGAAGGCAACUUAAUUAAUCAAGAGAUCAUGCUAAAAAGGCAAGAAGAAGAAAUGAUGCAGCUGCAAGCCAGAAUGGCCCUUAGACAGUCUCGACUGAGUCUGUAUCCAGGAGACACAAUCAAAGCAUCUAUGCUUGACAUCACCAGGGAUCCCUUAAGAGAAAUGGCCCUAGAAACAGCCAUGACCCAAAGAAAACUUAGGAAUUUCUUUGGCCCCGAGUUUGUGAAAAUGACGAUUGAGCCAUUUAUAACUUUGGAUUUGCCACGAUCUAUCCUUACCAAGAAAGGGAAGAACGAGGAGAGCCGAAGAAAAGUAAACGUAAUGCUCCUGAGUGGGCAGAGACUGGAACUGACCUGUGAUACGAAAACUAUAUGUAAAGAUGUAUUUGAUAUGGUUGUGGCCCAUAUUGGCUUAGUGGAGCAUCAUUUGUUUGCUUUAGCUACCCUCAAAGAUAAUGAAUAUUUCUUUGUUGAUCCUGAUUUAAAAUUAACCAAAGUGGCCCCAGAGGGAUGGAAAGAAGAACCAAAGAAAAAGAGCAAAGCCAGUGUUAAUUUUACUAUGUUUUUCCGAAUUAAGUUUUUCAUGGAUGAUGUUAGUCUAAUACAACAUACUCUGACCUGUCACCAGUAUUAUCUUCAGCUGCGAAAAGACAUCUUGGAGGAAAGGAUGCACUGUGAUGAUGAGACUUCCGUGUUGUUAGCAUCCUUAGCUCUCCAGGCUGAGUAUGGAGAUUACCAACCAGAGGUUUAUGGUGUGUCUUAUUUUAGACUGGAACAUUACUUGCCUGCCAGAGUGAUGGAAAAACUUGAGCUAGCCUAUAUCAAACAAGAGUUACCCAAAUUGCAUAAUACUUAUGUGGGAGCUUCUGAAAAAGAGACAGAGUUAGAGUUCUUAAAGGUCUGCCAAAGACUGACAGAAUAUGGAGUUCAUUUUCACCGGGUACACCCUGAGAAAAAGUCACAAACAGGAAUAUUGCUUGGAGUCUGUUCUAAAGGUGUCCUUGUGUUUGAGGUUCACAAUGGAGUUCGCACAUUGGUCCUUCGCUUUCCAUGGAGGGAAACCAAGAAGAUUUCUUUUUCUAAAAAGAAAAUCACAUUGCAGAAUACAUCAGACGGAAUAAAACACGCCUUCCAGACAGACAACAGUAAGGUAUGCCAGUACCUGCUGCACCUCUGCUCCUCUCAGCAUAAAUUCCAGCUGCAGAUGAGAGCAAGACAGAGCAACCAAGAUGCCCAGGAUAUUGAGAGAGCUUCGUUUAGGAGCCUGAAUCUCCAAGCAGAGUCCAUUAGAGGAUUUAAUAUGGGACGAGCAAUCAGCACUGGCAGCCUGGCCAGCAGCACACUGAACAAACUAGCCGUUCGACCUUUGUCAGUUCAAGCCGAGAUUCUGAAGAGGCUAUCCUGCUCAGAGCUGUCGCUUUACCAGCCGUUGCAAAACAGUUCAAAAGAGAAGAGUGACAAAGCUUCCUGGGAGGAAAAGCCUAGAGGGAUGAGUAAAUCAUACCACGAUCUCAGUCAGGCCUCUCUCUAUCCUCGUCGGAAAAGUGUCAUUGUUAACAUGGAAUCCCCACCACAAACCAUUGAGGAGUCGGUGGGAAAACCAUUUAACCAGAUGGCAAGAUCUGACACAGAAUCUUUGGCAGGAUUCACAAAACUUAAUAAUUCAAAGUCUGUUGCAAGUUUAAAUAGAAGUCCUGAAAGGAGGAAACAUGAAUCAGACUCAUCCAUUGAAGACCCUGGUCAAGCAUAUGGUAUAGGAAUGACUAUGCAUAGUUCUGGAAAUUCUUCAUCCCAACUACCCUUAAAAGAAAAUGAUGCGCUACACAAAAGAUGGAGCAUUGUAUCCUCACCAGAAAGAGAGAUCACCUUGCUGAACCUGAAAAAAGAUGCAAAGUAUGGCUUAGGGUUUCAGAUUAUUGGUGGGGAGAAGAUGGGAAGACUGGAUCUAGGUGUGUUUAUCAGUUCAGUUACCCCUGGAGGACCAGCUGACUUGGAUGGAUGCUUAAAACCAGGGGACCGUUUGAUAUCUGUGAAUAGUGUGAGUCUGGAGGGGGUCAGCCACCAUGCUGCAAUAGAAAUUUUGCAAAAUGCGCCUGAAGACGUGACACUCGUUAUCUCUCAGCCAAAAGAAAAAAUAUCCAAAGUGCCUUCUACUCCUGUACAUCUUGCCAAUGGAAUGAAAAGCUACAUGAAGAAACCUUCCUUCCUGCAAGAUGGUGCUAUAGAUUCUUCUUCUGAGGAUCGUGGCUGGCCACAUGGUACCCUGAAGCAUAUCUCAGACAGCUCCUUUGGGCUGCCUGGGGGCCUGCGGGAAGGAAGCCUGAGUUCUCAAGAUUCCAGAACUGAGAGUGCCAGCUUGUCCCAGAGCCAGGUCAAUGGCUUCUUUGCCAGCCAUGGAGGUGACCGAACCUGGAAGGAAUCACAGCAUGGUAGCCCAUCCUCAUCUGUAAUAUCCAAAGCUUCUGAGACGAAGAGAAUUUCCGUUGACGGUAACCGAAGCAAAGCUAAAAAACCAGGCACUUCUGAUGCAACCGACUAUUCUGAUCGUGGCGAUUCAGACAUGGAUGAAGCUACUUACUCUAGCAGUCAGGAUCAUCAGACACCAAAAAAGGAAUCUUCCUCCUCAAUGAAUACAUCCAACAAAAUGAACUUUAAAUUUUUUUCAUCAUCACCUCCUAAACCUGGAGAUAUCUUUGAGGUUGAACUGACUAAAAAUGAUAACAGCUUGGGGAUAAGUGUCACGGUACUGUUUGCCAAGGGAGGUGUGAAUACCAGUGUCAGGCAUGGUGGCAUUUAUGUGAAAGCUGUUAUUCCCAACGGAGCAGCAGAGUCUGAUGGUAGAAUACACAAAGGUGAUCGUGUCCUAGCUGUCAAUGGAGUUAGCCUGGAAGGAGCUACCCAUAAGCAAGCUGUGGAAACACUGAGAAAUACAGGACAGGUGGUCCAUCUGUUGUUAGAAAAGGGACAGUCUCCAGCAUCCAAAGGACAUGUCCCUGUAACCCCACAGUGCACUCUUUCAGAUCCAGAUGCCCAAAGUCAAGCCCAAGAAAAAAUGGUGAAGAGAACAACUCAUGUCAAAGACUACAGCUUUGUCACUGAAGAAAAUACAUUUGAGGUAAAACUGUUUAAAAAUAGCUCAGGCCUAGGAUUCAGUUUUUCACGAGAAGAUAAUCUUGUACCUGAGCAAAUGAAUACCAGUAUAGUAAGGGUUAAAAAGCUCUUCCCUGGACAGCCAGCAGCAGAAAGUGGAAAAAUUGAUGUGGGAGAUGUUAUCUUGAAAGUGAAUGGAGUCUCUUUGAAAGGAUUAUCUCAGCAGGAAGUCGUAUCCACUCUCAGGGGUACAUCUCCAGAAGUAUCCUUGCUUCUUUGCCGACCUCCGCUUGGUGUGCUACCCGAAAUUGAUACUGCUCUUUUGACCCCAGUACACUCUCCAGCACAAGUACUUCCAAACAGCAGUAAAGAUCUUUCUCAGCCGUCAUGUAUGGAGCAAGGCACCAGCUCAGAUGAAAAUGAAAUGUCUGACAAAAGCAGGCAACAAUGCAAAUCCCCAUCCAGAAGAGACAGUUAUAGUGACAGCAGUGGUAGUGGAGAAGAUGACUUAGUGAAAGCUGCAGCAAAGAUGUCAAGUAUGAGCUGGAGUUCAGCUUUGCGUCAGACUCUAAGCAACAUAGUAUCACAGACACAGGGUCGCCAUGAAGCAUCCAGGAGUCAAGAAGAUGCCAUUUGUACCGUGUUUUACUGUCCUCAGGAAAUACCCAAUAAACAGGAACUUGAGCACAGUAAUCCUCCUUCCCCUCUACCACUGGAUGUGACUCCUGGACAGAGUUGUCAAAACCAACCAGAAUCUGCUUCCUCUAAUUCAAUGGAUAAAUAUCAUAUACAUGACACUUCUGAGCCUGCUAGGCAAGGGGACUUGACGUCCUUGAAAAAUGACUCUGAAAACCACCUUGAAGACUUUGAGCUGGAGGUAGAACUCCUCAUUACCCUAACUAAAUCUGAAAAAGGAAGCCUGGGUUUUACAGUAACCAAAGGCAAUCAGAGUGUUGGUUGUUAUGUCCAUGAUGUCAUUCAGGAUCCAGCCAAAAGUGAUGGAAGGCUAAAACCAGGGGACCGCCUCAUAAAGGUUAAUGACACAGAUGUUACAAACAUGACUCACACAGAUGCAGUGAACCUGCUUCGAGCUGCACCAAAGACAGUCCGGUUAGUGCUCAGACGAAUUCUCGACUUACCCAGGAUGCCAGUGUUGCCUCACUUGCUGCCUGACAUUGUAUUAACAUGCAACAAGGAGGAGCUGGGUUUUUCCUUAUCUGGAGGUCACAACAGUGUUCAUCAAGUGAUAUAUAUUAGUGAUAUCAACCCAAGGUCAGUUGCAGCCAUUGAGGGUAAUCUCCAGCUAUUAGACCUAAUUCAUUAUGUGAAUGGAGUCAGCACACAAGGAAUGACCUUGGAAGAAGUUAAGGGAGCAUUAGACACGUCACUUCCUUCAGUGGUCCUGAAAGCAACAAGAGGUGGACAUCCAGUAGUCCCCACCACAAAGAGGGCUGCCAGUUCAAGUCCAAAGCCAAACAAGGCCAGUGGUCAUCACAGUGUGGAGCACUGCAGCAAACCCACUCUAACUCCUAAUAGUUCUUUCUCCAAGGUUAAUGGGGAAGGGGUAAUUGAAGUUUCGUACCCUGAAGGAAAACGCUGUACUUACCAGAUGAAAGGAUUAACAAACUUGACUCUGUCCAAAGUUAAUUUUUCAAAUCAGUCAGCCAGUUACUCUAAAUGUGCUAGUAAUUCAGAAUCUGAUGUACAAGAAGAUGACAUUUAUGAUGAUCCGCAAGAAGCUGAAGUUAUCCAGUCUCUGUUGGAUGUUGUGGAUGAGGAGGCCCAGAAUCUUCUGAACCGAAGGAGUGCAGCAGGAGAUGCCCGGGUUCCAGGUACAUUGAAGACCGGUGGGAAGUUGUCAGAAGAGAGAGCAGAAGAUACAGACUGUGAUGGUUCACCUUUACCUGAAGAUUUCUCUGAGUCUACCAAAAUAAACGGCUGUGAAGAAUAUUGUGAAGAAAAAGUAAUAAGUGAAAACGCGAUUCAGAAGUCACGAGAAAGGAAAACCGAUGAUGAAAUCACAUGGGGGAGUGUUGAACUGCCAAUAGAGACAACAAACCACGAAGAUUCCAAUAAAGAUCAUCCCUUUCUGACAAGUGAGGAGCUCGCUGCACUGCCCAUCAUCAAAGUGCUUCCCUCAGGUAAAUACACUGGAGCCAGGUUGAAGUCAGUCGUUCGAAUGUUGCGGGGUUUCCUGGAUCAAGGAAUUCCUUCUAAGGAGCUGGAGUCUCUUCAAGAAUUAAAACCUUUGGAUCAGUGUCUAAUUGGACAAACUAAGGAAAAUAGAAAGAAGAACAGAUAUAAAAAUAUUCUUCCCUAUGAUGCUACAAGAGUGCCACUUGGAGACGAAGGUGGAUAUAUCAAUGCCAGCUUCAUUAAAAUCUCAGUGGGGAAAGAAGAGUUUGUUUACAUUGCCUGCCAAGGACCUCUCCCAACAACUGUUGGAGAUUUCUGGCAGAUGAUUUGGGAACAAAAAUCCACAGUGAUAGCCAUGAUGACCCAGGAAGUAGAAGGUGAAAAAAUCAAAUGCCAGCGCUAUUGGCCUAAUACCCUAGGCAAAACGACAAUGGUCAGUGACAGGCUUCGGCUGGCUCUUGUGAGAAUGCAGCAGCUGAAGGGCUUUGUCGUGAGGGCAAUGACCCUAGAAGAUAUUCAGACCGGAGAGGUGCGACAUAUUUCUCACCUGAAUUUCACUGCCUGGCCAGACCACGAUACACCUUCUCAGCCAGAUGACCUGCUCACCUUUAUCUCUUACAUGAGACACAUUCGUAACUCAGGCCCAAUCAUCACUCACUGCAGCGCCGGCAUCGGACGUUCAGGGACCCUGAUAUGCAUAGAUGUGGUCCUAGGGUUAAUCAGUCAAGAUCUUGAAUUUGACAUCUCUGACCUAGUACGCUGCAUGAGACUUCAAAGACACGGAAUGGUUCAAACUGAGGAUCAAUACAUUUUCUGCUAUCAAGUUAUCCUUUACGUUCUGACACGUCUUCAAGCUGAAGAAGAGCAGAAAGAGCAGCAGCAGCCUCUGAAAUGACAUGAAAAGAGAAACCUUCUGGAAGGAAGCCUUCCCGUUUUUCUCCUAAACCUCCAAAAGACUGCCGCUCUCCACUUAAAAUAAAGAUGGCUGGGUGAGUCCACCCAAUACUAUUAUGCUUGUUCUCCUCUUCCUUAGAGGGACAAUCUUCAUAACAGUAAGUAAUGUUGACAUGCUGUAUUUUUACAGCUACUUUAACCUCUGAUAAUUAUUAAAAGUUUUUUAACACUAACUAAACAAUGCAGUUUAUUAAACUGCUUUUUGGUUUAGAGACUUUAGGGAUGAUUAAGACAGCAUUUGAUCAUAGUGGACAUGGUUACGAGAACACUCUGAGUAUUUGUAAUGCACCAAUCUUGUUUAUAAUAAAAUUCUUUUUCAGUAUUUUAAUAAAGUAGAGCUAUUUUAUAGGGGAUACUUGAAACCAGUAUUUAAGCUUUAAGUGACAACAAUAUUGGCAUAGAAUAAAGUAGCAAAUUUUUAUUAUAUCAAUUUCUAAUGUUUACUAUAUAGAAUUUCCUGUAAUAUAUUUAUAUGCUUUUUCAUGAAAAUGGAGUUAUCAGAUAUCUGUUUGUAACUGAUGUAUCAUCUCACUUUGUAAAUAAAAAUACACCUUAAAACGUGAGCCAGCCAAAAAUGUGUGCACGCCCACAUUUUCAGUGUGUUACUGGUUUUAAAUCUGCCCCCUAUGCCACCUAAAAGAGGAAGACCUGUUGAAACCUUCCCCCAUUGCAGGCUGUCUGGCAUUGUUUUUAAGAACACUUCUGCCCCUGUGAAGGCAGGAACUUCUGGACCAGCUUCCCGUCUUCCCAGUUGGUCACAGUCCUGUCAGCCACAGGGACCAGGAAUGUUGUCAGAAACCUCGUUAGAUCUUCAUCAGGGUCUGGUGUGACGGGCAUAUACUGGCAACAGUAGUUCAGAGUUAGUCUCCCUUCCUUCUGCACCUGUCAGUGGUGCCAGUUUACUGUGCCUAGCUGAUAAGUAAGUCAGAAUGUUUUCAAAUCCUGGUCAUGGUGAUACUCAGGAUAUCUCAGCUGACCAAGGAGUAAUCAAAGAAAACACUAUUUGGUUUAUAUUUGGUUCUGCCAAACAGAAAGAAAAAGAGAUCAGCCUCAAAGAGCUUCCUGCAUUCAGCCCCAUGUGGCACCGUUCCAAGACCCAGGAGACCACAUGGCCCACCCUCAUUGAAUUGCACCAAGUCUGAGCUAGUUGACUUGAAUUUCUGAUAUUAUCUAAGUGAUUCGCUGGAACCUAUUCCUGAGUAUCUGAGGAUAUUUGGGGGUAAAAGGCAGUAUCAGUAAACAUGUAAAGCUCUACUAUGCUGUGUUUGACUCCCCACCUGGUAACAGGUUUGAACCUUACCUCAGAAGCAACUCAAAAUCUGGCAAGAAAUAUCACCACCACCAUUCCUUCUUCAAUCAACAGUUUGUAUAUAUUGGGCUGUAGCUUAAGAUUUCGAUUGAAAAAGGGUUCCACUGUUUUAAAAAGUGUUUGGAAAUCUCUGUUCUAAGUUUGUGGGAAUUAAGAGGCCUUGUUUUCCUGUCAUAGGCAUGUGAAAGCAGGCAAGCAGGCUUUAGAAGCCAGUGCAGCUGGAGAUAAUUAGCUUCCCUCUGAGGUCAACAUAAAUGGGAGAGGGGAAAGCUAGGAAAGGAUGCUUUUCCUGCAAAGAAUGUAGUUUGGAAAUGGAAACUGGGAAGAAAACGCCGGUUUAGGUUUACAAGCCUUGAAUGGAAACUUUAAUAUAGUAAACAUGUUACUGUCCUCAUCUGGGAUCUGGCUCUCCUGCCGUGGAAUGGUGUAAGCUAUUUGCUAGAGCCACUCUGGUUACAAAGGAAGGCAAGCCCCACGGGGCUGGGGUAGCACAUAGAGCACUCACGUAUCAAAUAUGAACAAAUACAGCUCAGCUCUUAACACACAUUGUAUUAAUUAGCUUAAAAAAAAAACCAGUUGCCAUCAAGUCCAGCUCAUGGGGACCCCAUGUGUGUCAGAGCAGAACUGCACUCCAGAGUGUUCAGUGUCUGAUCAUUCAGAAGGAGAUAGCUAGACUUUUCUUAUAAGGCACUUCUGGGUGGACCCCAACCACCAACCUUUCUGUGAGCAAUUGAGUGGUGCCUUUUUAAUUAACUGUUGUUAGGUGCCAUCAGGUCAGUUCCAAUUCAUAGCAACCUCAUGUACAACAGCAUGACAUACUGCCUGGUCCUGUGCCAUCCGCACAAUCUUUGCUGUGCUUGAGCCCAUUGUUGCAGCCACUGUGUCAAUUCAACUCAUUGAAAGUGUUCGUCUUUUUCACUGACCCUCUACUUUACCAAGCAUGAUGUCCUUCUCCAGGAACUGGCCCCUCCUAGUUAACUAAGUGCUAUAAAAUAUAUACCCAAAACAUACAAUGACUCAAGCACAGUUCUGGACAGAUGAACAGCUCAGCAGAGCAGCUCUCCUUCCCUCAGUUUUGAGGAACCCAGGCUGAUGGAGGUUUUCUUAUCAACACAUAGCUUCCAAAGUCAUCCUGGGAAUCACCUCCAUUCCCCUAGGCAGAAAGGAAUGGAGUUUUUAUGGGACAAGCCUGGAAGCAAAGCACAUCACUGGUACUCACAUUCAUCUUCAAGAACUGGUCAAAUAACCCCUGAGUACAGGGAAGCUGGAAAACGUAGAUUAUGACAACUCUAUGCUAUAGAAAGGGAAGCACAAGUUUUGAUGAAACAUAUGUAUAAAGCUGAGCUGAAGUUGCAUAUUCUUAAAAAAUAGUAUCCUAAUAUAGUCCUUAGUAUUGCAGAAUUAGAAACAAUUUUAUCCCCAAAACAAAACUUUGGUAGAUGCCAUUGGGUGGAGAUGAAUUAUCAUGGUUGUUGAAAAAAAUUAGAUUUUUUUUUUUUACACCUGUGGUUUCUAGAUAGCCUCUCAGGUAUCUUGAUUUUAAAAUGACUAGUUAUCUAAAUGUAGUAUGGUAAGCCCAGAAAUCAAAAGAACAGCUCAGCUGCAGCUAUCUUCUAGUCUAUACAUAGUGAGAGAAUGUGUUCCCAUUUUGCCUAAUUCAGAAUAUUCAAGGUUCUUUGUUAUGGUAAAGAUAAUUUUGACAGACAUUGUGGUUUGAACUGCAUCAUAUUUUAAAGCCAAUUUAAAUUUUAACAUAUCAGUUAAGGAUUUCAUUUAACUGCAAGUAACCAAAAAACAACCAAACAGGAGCGUAAACAAAUUAGAGAUUUAUUUUCUUUCCUUGAAAAUACAAGUUCAGAAGUAGGCAGUUCCUGUGAUUAACUCUACAGCUCAAGAAUGUGAGCAACUCUACAAUUAUCCUGGCCUUUUGCUCUAGCCGUUGCAUCCGCAUUCCAGAAAGGAAAUAGGAGGAAGUGACAAGAAGGAAGGGUCGGUCAGUGCCUAGGGUGUGAAAGCAAAAUUUCCCAGAAAUCAUGAGCAAAUUUCCACUUCUAUCUUAUUAGCAAGAACUGUGUCACAUGGCUACCUCUAGCUUCAAGAAAGUCAUUUUUAGCUGGGCACAUUGCUGUUCUGAACAAAAUAUUGGUUCUGUAAAUAAGGACAAAGGUGUCAGUGGAUAUUUGGUUGCAGUAAGCAUUGUGUAUCCCUUUCCAAUUCUACCACAGUUCUUACCCUUUCUUAGUAGCUAGCACUGUGUCAUUCAUUUAAGAUAUUUCUGAUUUAUUUGGCCUCUAUUUACCUUGAGUAGCAGCAGUAGCAGGAGAGCCAGGAAUUGGAGAAGGAACUGGAAUGCAUGUCUGAUUGGUUCCACAAACAAUUGCAUCUUUUGCCAUGAGACUAGACAAGAACUGGAUGGUGCCUGGCUACCAUUACUGAACAUUUACAUCAAAGAUUCUAUAGAAGAAUACUAUCAAAAGGGGUAAAAAUGUGGAACAGAAUCUCGAUUUUUCAUGAAAUUUAGACUUUCUGGAGUCAUUGAAGUUGGAUGACCCCUUGAAACUAUUGCCUUGAGGUAAUCUUUAAACUGAAACUAACCCCUAAAGUCAUCUUUAAACCAAACAAUAGUUAAGCUUAAUUAGUAAGGAAUGUUUGCCUUGGGCAUUGUGCUUUUCAAAAAUUAUCUAUAUGUGAUCAAAUUGACCACACCUUUUUUUUUUUUACUCAAAAGUUUAGUUCAGAAAUUGAAGUGGCAGCGAGUUUCUGUAAAUGGUGGUGGAAUAAUUUGGAAAUGGAUAGUAAGAAUGUUUGCAUAACUUGAAGAAUGUAAUCCAUGUCACUGAAUUGUAUAUGUAGAAAUUGUUGAAUAGGUUUAUGUAUUGUUGGGCAUGUUUUCACCAAAAAUAAAAUAAAUAUUUUGUAGAUAAAGCAUACAAAAAUCUUUCCGAUCUUAAGAAGUAUCUGAAUUUGUAACUGUUUAAAAGAGAUUCACGGAUGGGAAGUAUUUUAAAGAAGUCUACAGUUUGUAGCUUAAAAAUAUUAUUUUUUAUCAUAAAAAUCAAACUCAUUUCUGUAGAGUUAAUUCUGACUCAUAGCAACACUAUAGUAUAGGAUAGAACUGCCCCAUAGAGCUUCCAAGGAACAACUGCCGAUCUCUUGGUUAACAGAUGAGCUAUUAACCGCUGUACCACCAAUUCACUCAAAAUUAGGAAUAUUCUAGAAAUUCAUGCUAAGCUAACUCUCAGGACACUGGUAAAAACCGUAUUGCCAGUUUAUUAGCUUACAGGGAACUAUAUCUAGCAAAAUGAGUACAGUAAGCCUGGACAUUCAGACAGGAGCCCUCCUCCUGCCAGGUAAAGUACAAGCAAAGGCCGAUCAGAAGGUUGCUUACCCACUGCCGUCGAGUCGAUUCCGACUCAUAGUGACCCUGUAGGACAGAGUAGAACUGCCCCAUAGAGUUUCCAAGGAGCGCCUGGCGGAUGUGAACUGCCAACCUCUUGGUUAGCAGCUGUAGCACUUAACCACUAUGCCACCAGGGUUUCCGAAGGUUGCUUAGAGGGUAGGAAAAGGAAACCAUAUAUUCUUGAUGAUGUGAUUUACUAAACUGAGUGAGGCUGAAUUACCUUUUCUACACUAGGGGUAGUAUUUGUGACUGCAUAAGAAAAGGGAAGGAUACAGAACACUUAUUGACCACCUCUGGUGCAUUGUACCAAGUAUAUUCAUGUUACAUACUUUACAGUGCAUUUAGGAUUGAGUAUCUUAUUCUUUUUAAAACAAGAAACUGAGCUCCAGAGAGGUUGUCACUUGCCAAAGUUUGCGCAAAUAAUACAUGGCAGAACUAGGAUUCAGUGGCAGAUCUGGCUGACUUCCAUCCAUAACUCCAGAGGCCCUUGUUCUUUCCACUAUACUAUGCUGUCUCAACUCUCCAUCUGGCUCUUUUCCAGACACAGUGCUGGAAUCAUUCAACUUAACAUUAUUGCCCUGGCGCCAUCUCUUCUGAAUUUCAUAUAGGCCCCAGCUUUUAUUAACUCAUUAUUAUUAAGGUCAGUUAGAAUACUAUCUAUUCAACUGGAGCUUUUUAGGUUACAUUCUUUAUCCUAAUAAUUGUGGUCUCUUGGACAGUUUGACUAUCUCCAGUUCUCUCAGUAACACAUUUAUAAAUCAUCUCUGGAGAUGGAAGUCUUCUGAAUUGACCACUUUCAAAACCUUACACUGAUUUUUGUUGUUUCUGUCUUAAAGGAUGGCCUUUUAUAGACCUGCCCCUCAUCCUGGGAAUGCCCUGACUGUGGUAGAUACCAGCCAUCCUUAUUGCUUUCAGAGCAGAGAGCUGGACUUUACCAUUUUGUGUUAGGUACCUAAGUAGAGAAACAAUUUAGAAAUUCUCUUUGCAUGGACUUUUUAAAACUCAUGGUAACGUUCAUUUUUGGCCUGCGAAUCGAUGAAUUCACAACUCUACUGACCACGUACAUUACAGUGAUCGAUUCCCCGGUAGACUAUAAACUCCGUGAGGGCAGGAACCCUGUCUACUUUGUUACUAUUGUAUGUCUCAUGUGCCUGUAUAUAGCACAGACUAGUUCUCAAUAAAUAUUUAUCAAAUGGAUAAAUGGAAAUCCCCAAGUAGUAAAGCAACAGUUGAGAAUAAAUCACAUCACAAAUGCGCAUCGCUCUUGUCCGUAUCAAGAGUACUGUGACUGCAAGGCUCAGUGGGGCUUUUUCAUGCUACCACAACUGCCUGCUUAAUUAUUGUGAAAACGCCACAAAAUAUUUGUUGUGAUUAUUUAUAUUAACCACAAGUUCUUCAGAAUAUUUCCAAAAUAAAAAUGUACUUGCAGUUUCACACACAUCAUACGAUGCACUUUCUCACACAUUUCAAAAUUUACAAAUAAUAGAAAAUGGAACUAAAUAAGGUCCCAACAAAAAUACAUUAUAUAAGAAGUUACGUGAAUAAGGUGUCAUUUCAAAUCACUAAAGAAAAGAGGAUUCUCCAUAUAUGAUACUGGGAUAAUUAUUAAAAUAUUAUGUUCUUAGCAUGCCAUACACAAAAAUAAAUUUGAAAUAGAUUAAACAUGUACAUAUUUAGUCCAUAAAAAUGUUAGAAAAAUACAUGAGAAAUUAUUUUUAAUAAUGUCAGAACAGGGAGGAACAAAGGGUCUUAUCUACUCCCAAGCGUAAUUUACUUCAUUAUUUACAAGAACAACACACAGCGGCUAGUAAACAUGUUGUGUAAACCCCCAAAGAAAGUCAAAUACAUUUUCAAAUGGAAAAAUUUGCAAUCCAGCCAAAAAUAUAAAUAUUCUAAUAUUUAAUAGAUAUGAGGGUCAAAAAGCAUUUUUUAAACAACAAGACUAAUAAAGCUGAAUAUGUAAAAAAUAUAAAACUUCUGUACAGAAAAACAAAAGGUAAAAGACAGGGUAAGUAAAAUGUUAGCAAAGGGUUAGGACAAAGGGUCACUGUCCACAAUGUAGUAAAAUCUGUUAAUCAAAAAGGAAAAAAUACAAUUAGAAAAGCAAGCAAAAGACAUGAGUAGGCAUGUGAUGAUGAAAAGUGCUCAGUCUCACUACUAAUUUUUAAAUGUAAUUUUUAAUGAGAUGUUUUCACAAGUCAGUUUCAAACACUGAACGGGUUGAUAGUUCUUUAGACUGGUGAGACUGUGGAAAGCUAGGCCCUCUUAUGCACUGCUGUUCAACGUUGCUAGAGAGCAAUCUGUCCAACAUUUCAGUGCGCAGUUGGCCCAGCAAAUCGACUCUUAAGAGGUGAUUCUACAAAAAAGUCUGCACAAGUGGAAGGGUGUUUGUAGCAGCAUUAUAAUACCAAUAAACUGAAAGCUAUCUAUGUGUCCAUGACAAA